Messenger RNA from Oppiella nova, 595 nucleotides. NCBI's taxonomy places the organism in Eukaryota, Metazoa, Arthropoda, Arachnida, Sarcoptiformes, Oppiidae. The record is from the annotation of a GenBank genome assembly.
UAAUGUAAACUCCGAUUUAUUUUGACAACUGUUUUUAAUCAAACACUACAAUCGGAAUUAUUAUAAAAUAUUAAAAUUAUUAUAAAAUACUAAUAAAAUAAACAUGGCAUGGCGCGAGGACAUGGAUGUAGUGGUGGAGAAGUUUAAAGGUUUGUUUGAUUUCAGUGAAAAGCGCAACGAAUGGGCUUCAUUUGGGUCCGGGUUAUUGUUCUUCACGGGCUGGUGGCUUAUAUUUGACGUGGCGGCCCGUUAUCCCGAAAGCGGAUACUUCAACCACACGUAUUAUAUAUGUGGCAUUUGCUCGACAUUUGCACUGAUUAUGAUAAAUACGGUGACAAAUGAACAAAUCGAUGGCCACUCAUAUAGCGAGGGUUGUUGCGGACCACAGACGGCUCGCCUAUGGCUGUUAGUGGGCUUUGUGAUGGCUUUCGUGUCAGUGAUCGCAUCCGUUUGGAUACUAUUCGAGAACUAUGUCCAGGAAGACGCCAAAUAUAAGUACCCCGGAGUCGCUCUCUUUCUCCAGAAUUUAUUCAUUUUUGGCGCAUCUCUUCUCAUGAAAUACGGCAGAAAUGAAGAGCGAUAUUAAGAGUUUUGG